Anthostomella pinea is the source of this 744-nucleotide messenger RNA. NCBI's taxonomy places the organism in Eukaryota, Fungi, Ascomycota, Sordariomycetes, Xylariales, Xylariaceae. The record is from the annotation of a GenBank genome assembly.
AUGACCGCCAUCUCGCAUCUGAACUAUGAAGGCCUGACUGUUGGCGAGGACAACGAAGAGCUCGACAAAGACCAGAGUCGAAAAAUCUGGAAAAUGAACAUCAAGCGCUUCGAGAAAAUCAACGCAGAGCGAGAGAGAGCCGGAUGGCCACCUAUACACUUCAACAAGAGGAAGAUCCUCCAGUACGCGGAUCGCAAUUUCGAUAACAUUCGCUGGAACGGCCGACAGAUCCGCAACGCGUUCCAGACCGCUCUCGCGUUGGCCGACUACAAGGUGCGUGAUACACCAACGAAGUCACCUAGUUUAUCUACCAAAGAGUUUCGCACAAUCGCCGGAGCAUCAAGGCAGUUCGACGAGUACUUGCACGCCACGCACGGCGCUGAUGAGGAGAAGAUCGCACAGACAGACAAGGUGCGUGGAGUGGUCAGACAGAGAGUGGCUAAGAAGCUUCAUUCUUUGCCCGGUUCCGAAGAGUCCGGUAGCUCGUCUGAUUCCGAUGAUGAUCGAUCGUCCUCAUCUAAUAGUGCUUCUGACGACUCUUCAUUCCACGCAAGCCACUCAGGUCGCAAGAAGAAGACGAGUACGUCCAAGAAACACGCUUCAAAGAAGAAGAAGGACAAGAGGAAGGGGGAGUCCAAGCUCGAGAAGGAGAGGAAGAAGAAGAAGAAGAAAAAGGGGCAAGCGAAGAAGGAAGCUGAAGACAGCGGGAGUAACAGCGACACGAACUCGGACUCGGACGACUGA